Molecule: messenger RNA, 509 nt
Organism: Candidula unifasciata
Lineage: Eukaryota; Metazoa; Mollusca; Gastropoda; Stylommatophora; Geomitridae
Source: the annotation of a GenBank genome assembly
AUGCAGGCCAACGGUUUUUCACAACACAAUGGGACUAAUGAUAUCCACGGUAUAGAGUUAUUCAACACAUUGCAGAGGAACCCGCUGACUGCUGCGGGUAGAGAGAUAAAUAUCAACGGGAUACUAUAUGGUCCGAGCAAGAGGCCCCUUUCAAAAACAGAUGAAGACAUUGUUCGCCUGAUAGGGCAACACUUGCGAGAUCUAGGAUUCCAUCGAACAGCAGAACAGUUGACCACAGAGUCUGGGUGUGCUCUAGAACAUCCAACAGCUGCUAGAUUUCGGAUCCAUGUUAUGACUGGUGAAUAUGAGAAGGCUGAACAGGAUCUGUAUUCACUGGAGGGAUUAGUGAAAAAAGGAAAAGAAGACAUCAUUAAAAUGAAGUUUUUGCUGCUGGAGCAAAAGUACCUAGAGACGUUGGAGGCUGGCUAUCCAAUGAGAGCUCUUCAGUGCCUGAGAUCUGAACUCACACCCUUGAAGUACAACACUGAGAGAGUUCAUGUACUUAGCAC